UAUCAGAAACUCAUUCUGUGUUGAAAUCUGUUAUACUCAAUUUAUUAAAAUUUGAAACAGUAUCUGCCUGCUUGUGUUUAAAGAGUUGCAAUUUCUAGUGCUGGAUCUUGCAGCUGAAACAGAAACAUGAAACUGGAGGUACCAGAAACCUUUGAAGAUGUUGCUGUUGAGUUUUCAAGGGAAGAAUGGAAGAUGCUGAGUGAUCAGAAAAAAGAACUGUACAAGGAAGUGAUGUCACAGAACUAUGAGCACAUGGUAUCACUAGGAUACAACAUCCCAAAGGAACAACUGUUGCUGCUCAUUGAAAAACACGAGAAACUUGUACAAGGAGCAGAGCCCCAACCUCAUAUUUGGGCUGAACCCACUAGAAUCUGCAGGGCCACACAGUACCGUAAGGGUUCACAUCAAAUGUCAUUACAAAGGGAGCAUUAUUGUUCCGGACAUGCAAAGAGCUUAAGUUGUAUGCUUGCUACAAAUCAAAAAUUAAUUCCAACUGGAAACAGACACAAUAAAUGCAUGGAAAAUAACAGAACAGUUACACAGGAGAAUAAAUUAAAAGUUCUCCCUUCCCAUGAAAACUCCCACGCUGGGGAGAAGCAUUAUAAAUGGGAUACCUGCGACAACAGUUCUGUGUGGAACUGUCUGCUCACGUAUUAUGAGAAGGGACACACUGGCAAUAAGCCAUAUAAACAUGCAAAAUAUUCAAGUCUUAAAAACAAAGAUUGCCUUACAUCUGUCGAGGAAACCCUUACAGGGAAGAAACCGUAUAAAUGUGAUACAUGUGGUAAGAGUUUUCUAUGGAAGAGCAAGCUUGCAUACCAUGAGAGAACCCACACUGAUGACAGGCCGUAUAAAUGUGCAAAAUGCGACUGGAGUUUUAAACAGAAAAAAACACUUAUGAGCCAUGAGAAAACUCACACUGGGGAGAGGAUACAUAUGUGCAACAUGUGGUAAAAGUUAUACACAGAGGGACAAUCUUCUCUACCAUGAAAAAAGUCACAGCGGAGAGAAGCCAUAUAAAUGUGCAAUUUGUGACAAGAGGUUUUUUUGGAAGAAUAGCUUUAUAGGUCAUGGAAAAA
Molecule: messenger RNA, 1079 nt
Organism: Protopterus annectens (West African lungfish)
Lineage: Eukaryota; Metazoa; Chordata; Ceratodontiformes; Protopteridae
Product: zinc finger protein 506-like
Exons: 4
Coding region: 127-954 (275 amino acids)
Biological process (GO): negative regulation of transcription by RNA polymerase II
Molecular function (GO): DNA-binding transcription repressor activity, RNA polymerase II-specific
Source: RefSeq, a predicted model, not a curated record